This is a messenger RNA of Leptomonas pyrrhocoris, 1056 nucleotides long. RefSeq lists its product as hypothetical. Bases 103 to 1056 code for a protein of 317 amino acids. NCBI's taxonomy places the organism in Eukaryota, Euglenozoa, Kinetoplastea, Trypanosomatida, Trypanosomatidae. The record is from RefSeq and is a predicted model, not a curated record. The transcript has a single exon.
GUUUUUGUUGUUGUUGUUCUUUGGAAGGAUUCCACACUAUCUGACGUUUCACGGAAGCAAAGAGCGGCGCAGCGGCGCGGCUCUUCCACUUUCCUUUCAUGCAUGUCGUGUAGGGCCUCCGUGGUUCCACGGCUGCUGCUGCCGCUGCGACCUCGACGCCUCAGCGGACACACUCUCCGUCAUCCAGUCCUCGUUGCAUCGUCAGCAGCAGCGGCCACGUUCAUCAGCGCACGCCCCUACACUUCCCUCCUCCGCAAGCUCGGCGACUCUGUCACGGCCAAAGUAACGCAGCUCACAGAAGCAGUGUGGCUGGCAGAUGAGAAGCUCGUCACGGAGCCGCGGCGCACGAUUGAGCCGCAGCACGCCCUCUCGCAGAACCUCGCCGAGCGGCUGGCAAGGCAGCGCGCAGUGAAGCAGCGCCUCGUCCCCACGAGCGUCAAAGUCGACCGGUCCCGCCAGUACGUGGAGUUUACCUGGCCGGCGGAGGCGGCCGAGCUGAUGCGCGGCGUAUCCGCGGGCGGGCAGUCUCCCCCUCCUCCAACGGCGUCGCCGAGCUUUCCCGAUCGUAGCACCGCGACCGCGCCAUCCGCUCCCUCUUCUUCGCCAUCAUCGUCUCCUUCAUCACCUUCUGUGUGUGCUGCGGUUGCGGAGACCGACAACAGCGAAGGGACGACGACGCCGCCGCUGCUGCGCACGCGUGCACUGGCGGAGUACCUCCGCGCCUACACCCCCAGCACUGAUGGUGCACUCGGCUCACGGGAUAUCGUCAUUUACGGCCGUCGCGGGAUUUCGAUUGCGCAGAUCGUGCCUAUGGGCAACUACGCCCUGCGCUUUGUCUUCUCCGACGACCACGCCGGUGGCAUCUACAGCUACGAGUACUUGUUCUACCUAACCGGGCCGGCGACCAAAUACGGGCUGAUGCGGGCGUACAUUCGAGACUUGCGAAGGAGGCGCAAGUCGCGCGAUCCGCCGAAGCGCGCGCCAUCGAAGCGUUACGCGAAGGGGAGGGACGGCGGACAGACAGCACUCGAAUCCGCGAAGCAUGGAAAAGAAUAG